Molecule: messenger RNA, 4644 nt
Organism: Scleropages formosus (Asian bonytongue)
Lineage: Eukaryota; Metazoa; Chordata; Actinopteri; Osteoglossiformes; Osteoglossidae
Gene: pard6gb
Product: par-6 family cell polarity regulator gamma b
Exons: 3
Coding region: 900-2162 (420 amino acids)
Biological process (GO): regulation of cellular localization; establishment or maintenance of cell polarity; centrosome cycle
Cellular component (GO): nucleus; cell cortex; apical plasma membrane
Molecular function (GO): protein binding
Source: RefSeq, a predicted model, not a curated record
UCAACUUAUGGACAUAUUGUGGCCACAUGCUGUUGGUAAAACAAUUUGUUUGCAGAUCCAUCCACUACAUCACAAUCAGUAAAAGCUUCAUAAUCAACAGCCCUCCAUUUAUUCAUGAGCUCGGUUCUGUAAGAACUUUGGAUAAAGCUAUAAUUAAUUAAAAUUUUCUUUAUUCUAUUUUCACCAGUCUUUUCGGCAGGUUCUAAAGUUUUGAACCAGGAUUCCAGUCUGUUGCAGGAAUUUUAUUCAUUUUUGAAAAAUUGAAACAAUAUCUGCCACUUAUAUUGUCUAUGCAGUCUUUAUAUAUAUUUUUUUAAGUUCUUAUCUUUCAAAAUUUCGAAGUCGAGCGUUCAUAGCCGAGGAAUCCGGAGUAACGAUACAGCGGUUAAUGACAAUAAGAACUGUGUAAUGACACCAACCGCCGGUGGGGGGCGAUCUAAUCCCAAACGCGUGUGCACAUUUGCACAACAUGGUUUUUUUUUCGUUGGCGAACAAGCGUUUAAGCAGAGGCUCUUUCCAAGGGGGGAAAAAAAACGACCGCUAUACCUCUCCUCCCUCCGCGAACACACACGGUCAGUCCACAAGUGCGGGCGUCAAGUCUUUCCGUGCUCUUAGUAAAAGUUGAACUCCUUUUUUUAAGUUAGGCGUCUGUGACGUCACUCAGCCCCCCCCCCCCAACACACGUCCCACCCCUCCCCAUUGAGAGGAGUCGCGCCAGUUCGGUAUUUCCCAUCGAAGGUAUCGCGCGCCGGAGAUUCGACCGCUAAGCGUAAGCGCGCUGUAUCCCCGCGCGCUCGGUCCACCUUUGCCGGACGGAAGGAGCUGUUUCCCGCCGAAGCCCCGGGAGAGAGCGGAGAGCCCGGUUCCGUGGCAGAGGGUCGUCGGGGAGAGCAGCCACCAUGAACCGCAGCUUCAAGUCCCAGUCCGUGCGCUACCUGGACUGCAACGCUGUAGAAGUGAAGAGCAAGUAUGGGGCUGAAUUUCGGAGGUUUUCCGUGGAUCGGGUCAAACCUGGGAAGUUCGAGGAGUUCUACAAGCUCAUCCUGCACAUCCACAAGAUAGCCAAUGCUGAGGUGAUGAUUGGCUACGCUGACGUGCACGGAGACCUGCUGCCCAUCAACAAUGACGACAACUUCUGCAAGGCCGUGUCCUCAGCCCAUCCCUUGCUCCGCAUAUUCAUCCAGAGGCAAGAAGAGGUUGACUACAGUAACUUUGGCACCAACACGCUGACACGGCGGAAGAAGGCGGUGGUGACGCUACGUAACGACGUUAAUCGGAAGCGGCCGCAGAUCCGGAUCGGCAUGCCGCAGGACUUUCGGCCCGUGUCCUCCAUCAUCGACGUGGACAUCCUGCCCGAGUCCCACCGCAGGGUGCGUCUGUACCGACACGGCUCUGACAAGCCGCUGGGCUUCUACAUCCGGGACGGCACCAGUGUCCGUGUCACGCCGCACGGCCUCGAGAAGGUCCCGGGAAUCUUCAUCUCGCGCAUGGUGCCGGGAGGGCUGGCCGAGAGCACGGGCCUGCUGGCCGUCAACGACGAAGUCCUGGAGGUGAACGGCAUCGAGGUGUCGGGCAAGACACUGGACCAGGUGACGGACAUGAUGAUCGCCAACAGCCACAACCUCAUCAUCACGGUCAAGCCGGUGAAUCAACGGAACAACAUAGUUCGAAGCAGCCGAACCUCAGGCAGUUCAGGCCAGUCGACAGACAGCAGUGGCUCAGUGGGCUACCUGGGGGUGGCCGCUGCUGCCGCCACCGCGCACAGCUUCAUCGCCGAUGAGCUGGAAAGUGACGAAGACAGCGACAUUGUCAUUGAGAGCAGCAUCAAGCGCCCGUCCCGUCGCUCCAAUGCCUCCUCGGCCCACUCUCGGUCCCACACAGUCACGCCGGUGCCGCCCAGUCCCCCUCAACGGCCUUCUUCCACGGUCUCCGCGGCGUCCUGCCACUCGCAGUCCGGCUUAAACGGCACGGCGCACGGCAGCCUGAGCUCUCGGCUCCAGAGGGACCUGUGCCUGCCUCCCCACCAGGGGAGCAGCCCCGCCUUCCGGGAGAGCAACGGCAGCCUGCACAAAAUCCUGAGCGCCAUGCGCACGGACCCCCGGCACAGCCUGGCCCUGCCGCAGGGCGGCGUGGAGGAAGACGGCACCGUCAUCACCCUAUAACACAGCCGGCUACCCAGGACUGACCUGCUGCACCCGCAGGUCGACGAGGAGCCAAGUGGCAUCCUCACAAGGCAUUCAUCUCUCGAAGCCAAGGCUACAAACACCAGAGACACACAAUUUCCCACAUCGUUUCUUGUGGUCAGUGUUACAGUGAGGGUUGCUCUUCACUCGAGUCAUCUGCCACGUGUCUUUUGAUUAGUGUACAUUCCUUUUUUCCUUUAAAUUUUUAUUACAAAUGCUAAUUGUUUUGGUUUUGGGACCAACAGCAAGGUUCUGUUGUAUAAAGCCUUUUUUUAUAAAUCUUUUUAGUUAACUGAAAAUGUGUUCUGUGUCCUCCGCCACAUUUGAGCAUUUUGUAAGUCCCCUGUAACCUGUGCAGACAGUCCCACGAUUCGGCUUCAUCGACUCAGUAAUGCUCAGUAGGCAGAUGUCACCGUUUCCAUUGGAUGGUGGUAUCUUUGCAGCGCAGCAGCUUCACUUCCAGCAGAAAAGGAGUCGCUCCCGUUUUUAUGAAACUCUUUAGAAAAGUCAGGCUUCCCCCAGUCUGACCUGUUCCGCAUGCUCCCAGCUGUCACUUACUUCGUGUACUAACCUUUGCAGUAGGUGCCAUUCGGUCACUCACCUGUCAGAUUAUCCUCAAAGUAAAGACUUCACUACGGUUUAGUGCAGUGGGUCUGUUUGCUUUUAUGUAGUUUUAUCCUCUGGCCAUUGUGAGAUGUUCUCCAUUGUCCUGUUGCCUUUUACAGCCACCUUAAAGUGUUAGAGAUUUAGUGGUACGUCUUCGGUGGGAGUGCGGCCGAUUUUUAUAAAGGGGUCCUUUUUUUAAGGAGGCGACGCACCACUUGUACAUUGACGUGAGAAUGCAGAGCCUUUCCUUUCCGCAUCGCAGCCCCUGAUGCUCUGGAACACAGCUCCUGCGUACACUCGGUGUGAUAGAUUGCAGGGCUCUUCUGCCACUUCACCCUUAAUGAAGCGUUAUCUCCGAUGUUCGCUCACGAUCCCGAACCUGGGAGCUCUCCAAGAUCCCACAGUGAUUUUGGACAUCAAACUCCCAGUUCGAAACUGUCAAGGUAAUCUGGCCACAGUUUGCUAGGGGUGGGGGGGGGGGGGGUCCAGUAAUUCCUCUUGUGUUCAGACUCACUGACCCACAUGGUGGUGGUUUCUCUCGAUGGGUUUACAGUCUAUACUGUUGUUAAUGGGCAGUUACUUGUCCUCAUUUUAAAGCACAAUGAAUUCCUGAUAUGCAAAUAUGAGUGUCAUUUUGGGUUACACACUAAGCAGUAACACUGUUCAGGUGUUGGGUUCUCGCCAUGAUCUUUUCCUCCACGUGUAAAUUAGUGGUUAUAAAAGUCUACUUGCAAAUCUUGAAAUGUACAGGCUUAUUUUUUUCAGAUUGGGAUUAAGUUUUUGUAGUAUUUUCUAAUUGUUUUUAAACCCAUUAUUCUUCAGUUUUUUUUGUUUAAUUUGCCUUCCCCCCCCCCCCCCCCCCUUUUUUUUUUUUUAAACACACGUCAAUUUUAUUUUUAUAAUUUUGGAAGAGAAGUAGAUUGUCCAGCAUGCCAGACCUGUGGCACGUUUCCCCCUGGUGUGCAUGUGAAUUUUUUCUCCUCCCCUCAGACAGCGACACCUGCUGGUACAAUACAGUCACGAUGUGGUUAGAAAUCAGCACCAGUUCACCUGGAUUUACCAUGCUACUAUUUAGGGACUUCUCUGGAUUUGCUGGGGUACUUUCUUGUCUGUGUUACUUAUGGUAUGAAUAUAAGUAAAAUUAUAAUAUAGGCAACUAUAAGUAAUACCAUAUAGGAUUUUACUUAUGAAUCCUUUGAUAAAAGCAACAUUACGGCCCAACAAGCAGUUUUGUAAAGGUACGAUUUUUUUUUAUUUUUUUUUUUUCCUUCCCUUCCUUUUGCAGCUUUCUCGGACAAAGCCAAGUUCACAUUUAGUUGUUCCAAAAAACUGUUUAAUGUAAUAGAAGCAAUCAUGUACUUCAUCUGGCAGGCAGUUUCAUUUUGGCAAACCAGAAUGAGAACGCUGAACCGCUGUGGAUUUAGAUUUAUGGAAAUGCUGGUGGUUUCAUAGGAAUCUCUCCCAGAUGCCUUCAGAUUUCAGUGUGCAGUGUUUUUGGGGUACCACAAUAAGUGGAAAUCAUUCUGAAAUGUCUUGUCUGACUCCAGUAAAUUUCCUGACACUGUGACCAAAAUACAUUUGAGAAAUAUAUCUUCAGUAUUUGGUUACUGCAAUAACACUACAGGUCAACAAAACCUACUUCGAAAUAUAUUGAACAAAGUAUCAGUUUUUUGUUUUUAAACCUGUUGCAUUGUGACUGCAUGCAAAAAGUUGUAAUCUAAAAAUGCAGUUUUUAUUUUUUGCACAACAGUUAAACCUCUUAUGUCUAUCAUUCCACUUUUCUAACUGUUAAAGUAUUUCCUCCAGAUCUGUGUUGCAUUGAUUAAUCAACAGUAAAGAUCACUUGAAACUGAUC